Symbiodinium sp. CCMP2592 is the source of this 1047-nucleotide messenger RNA. The record is from the annotation of a GenBank genome assembly. Lineage: Eukaryota; Dinophyceae; Suessiales; Symbiodiniaceae.
AUGCCGCAGAUCAUCGUGUAUGUGCACGACAAGAGGGUUUCUUUGGGAGUCGUGCUGACCAUCUACAGGGGGGCUCUUCUCAAAGGGAAAGACAAAUCAGAGGCCGGCCGGAAAUUGAGGGUCACGAAGCCCUCCGUACAUGCACUCCCGGUGCUCACUUGCAGCCGGGUGAGGGUGGUCCAUUUGACGGAAUCCGCACCAUUGCGCUACUUUGCCUGUUCUCACAGCCCCAUUGAGCUGCUGACUCCGCAGUGUUUCCUCGGCCACGUGGGGAACAUCGACUUCGCGAACUGCGAGACGAAGCUCCGGGUUGCAAUCACCCAGGUCACCAAAGACCAGCUGGACAAAUUGCAGUGCCAGCCGGAGCUGUUGUCGGCCCCGGCAACGGUUGCUGCUGAUGGCGAUGGAGCGCACCUGGAGUCCGCUGACGUGCAGCUGCACAGCGAGCGACGGAUAUACUCCGCUGUGGAUUUCACGAACUCCAUUCAGGGAUCCAAAAAUUUGGAGAAGUUCCUGCUGACCGUGCCCAAGCUGUGGAGUGACAAGGGCGUCCCGAUCACGGACGAGAGCGGCUGCAUAGUGCUGCAAGGAGGCAAGAGCCUACAAUGGUUUCACAUUUGCAAGCGAGCUCCCGAGUACUUCGACAUUGCGUACAGUGGCUCAGCCAAGAACUUCGGCCGCUUCGUUGUCGGCCAGAUGUCGCAGGUACUCCCCGAGGGCGAUUUCGCUGCAGCCAAGAGUCGCUUGUACAGACUCGUCGGCAAGAUCGAUGGAGACUUCAAGAAGGGAAUCGCGCUCCUCCGCAUGUCCAACAUUGCAUACCGGAAGCCUGCACCUGCCAAGUCUCGGUGCGGAGUACCUGCUGGCAAUGAUCGUGAUGCAGGCGAGGCUGCCACUGAUCGUCUCGCAGACGAUGAUCGUCAUGCAGACGAGGGUGGCAACGAUCGAGACGCAGACGAGGUAGGCACUGAUCAAGACGCAUGCAAGCAGACCAAGCAGACGGAAAGUCCACCCGUACGUGGUGAGAGGGUCAUCGUUUGCUUAUGA